GCUGUGCGUGCGUGUAUAUAUAAGUGUGUGUGUGAGUGUGUGUGAGCGCGUACCAAGGACAUUUAUGAAACACACAGUCGAGCAUUGUGUACAGUGAAAUAACAGAGACAAAUAAAGAUAACAAAGAAGCUAACUAAGCAACAGCGACAGCAAUUACAACAAGAUGCAAACAUUUACUUUCUACACGCUGCUGGGCAUGGCGCUUGUCCUUGCCACAGCACGUGCCACGCCCACCCAGAACGGAAGUGACAACUCGAUAACCGGCGACUAUGUUGGCAAGGAGGAGGAGCAGGCCAUGAUUAAGCUGAACGAGAAGUGCAUCCAGAACGACAACCACUCGUGCAGUAUGCUCAAGACGGUCAUCUUUCUGGACCGCCUAUUUAAGAAGUCGAGCAUUGAUUUGAGCGAGAACUUCCGGGUCUCGCGCAACAGAGCUGUGCCCGACGUGCCAGACGACAGCGAGGAUGAGCUGCUGCUGGCCCGCGCCAUGGACUCGGACGAGGAGUCCUACGGCCUGCUGAUAGCCAACAAGCUGUGGCGCUUCGUACGCUCCCGCACACUGCGCUACAAGUUCUCGGACAAUGCGGACUUUGUGAUGAGCAGCGGGCCCAAGGGCAGCCUCAACGUUGGCGUCUCGGUGCGCCCCAUCGAGGCGCUGGAGGAGGGCCGCGGCAAAAUGAAGAACAUGGGCCCCGUCCUAAUGAUGAUGGCGGCCAAGACGGGCAUGGUGGGCGCCAUCCUGCUGAAAGGUCUGUUCCUGCUCGCGGGCAAGGCGCUGAUUGUAUCCAAAAUAGCGCUGCUGCUGGCAGUGAUCAUAUCCCUGAAGAAACUGCUCUCGCAGAAGAAGACCAUCGUGGAGGUGCCGUCGCAUCAUGACAGCUACAGCUCUGGGUGGGCGCGCGCUCUCGAUGGCUUCGUGGAGGGCCUGGCCCAGGUGCCGGCGCACAUUAUGGCCCAGGAGGCGCAGGAGAUGGCCUACAGUGCGCAGCAGCCCGCCAAGGUGGCGCAAUAAGAGAAUGUUAA
Drosophila navojoa is the source of this 1023-nucleotide messenger RNA. RefSeq names its product Osiris 3 (gene Osi3). Gene Ontology annotation, cellular component: membrane. The record is from RefSeq and is a predicted model, not a curated record. NCBI's taxonomy places the organism in Eukaryota, Metazoa, Arthropoda, Insecta, Diptera, Drosophilidae.